AUACGCUCCUACGACAGCUGGGGUCGCUGAUGGACCUCUGAUACAGGAGUCCUAUCUUCCCGUAUCUGGCGUCGGCUUCAUGCCGUGGACGAUCCAAUCAGACUUGCAAGAUCUAGGCCUUUUCGACAAUGAGGACAGCCUGCUGCAAGUUAAACCUGAUGCAACGGUCAUGCUCAACUUUUCCGGUCGGACGGAAAAGGAGAGAACACAACAGAUUGGACAGCUGGUGCAGAAGCUAAGAGAAGGUGGGCGCUUUCCAUCUCUUGAUGGGUGGAGAGACGAACUUUAUGCCAUUUAUGGACCAGAAAGGUGUGGGCUACAACAGCAGCGCGAGAUUCUUUUCAAGAUGGAACGAUCAGCAUGCUCGCUCUUCGGCUUCGCAACUUUUGGGGUUCAUUGUACGGGCUAUACCGAGGACAUGAAAGUCUGGGUCCCGAGACGGUCUAAGACUAAAUCUACUUUUCCUGGAAUGCUAGACAACACAGUAGCAGGCAAUUCUUCGCUCAUACUUUUUGCCUCACCAUCUGUAGGAGGCAUAACUGCAGGUGAAUCGCCCUUUGAAUCGAUGGUACGAGAAUGCGGCGAGGAAGCCGGGCUGGAAGACGCAUUCGUGAGGUCGGGGCUCAGAUCUACGGGCGCCAUUUCGUACUUCUACAAGAAUCAUCAAGGCCUCACUCAGCCAGAGGUAGAAUACACAUACGAGAUCUUGCUGCCUUCAAAAGUAAUUCCGGCACCAGUGGAUGGCGAGGCUGAAUAUUUCACGCUUAUGAGCUUCGAAGAAGCGAUGCAACGGAUGCGCAACUUUGAAUUCAAGCCGAAUUGUGCGCUUGUCUUAAUUGAUUUCUACAUCCGCCACGGCCUGAUCACUCCCGAUAACGAGCCAGACUAUCUCCAAAUUUUGACGCUCAUCCAUACAGAUCUCAAGCUUCCCGGGCCCUGA
Tilletiaria anomala UBC 951 is the source of this 940-nucleotide messenger RNA. RefSeq lists its product as uncharacterized. Gene Ontology annotation, molecular function: 8-oxo-dGDP phosphatase activity. The transcript has 5 exons. The coding region runs from base 80 to 940 and encodes 286 amino acids. The record is from RefSeq and is a predicted model, not a curated record. NCBI's taxonomy places the organism in Eukaryota, Fungi, Basidiomycota, Exobasidiomycetes, Georgefischeriales, Tilletiariaceae.